Molecule: messenger RNA, 444 nt
Organism: Lotus japonicus
Lineage: Eukaryota; Viridiplantae; Streptophyta; Magnoliopsida; Fabales; Fabaceae
Product: secreted RxLR effector protein 78-like
Exons: 1
Coding region: 1-444 (147 amino acids)
Source: RefSeq, a predicted model, not a curated record
AUGCCGAGGCUGUUGAAUCAGAAUCAGUUUGCUUUUACAGCAGGUCGACAGAUAGCAGAUUGUUCUUUGAUUGCAAAUGAGGUUGUCCGCACAAUGAGCUCAAGACCACAAGGUGGUUUGCUGUUCAAAAUAGAUUUUGCAAAAGCUUAUGAUAAUGUGGAGUGGGAUUUUUUGUUGGAACUACUUCAAGAGAUGGGCUUUGGGGGAAGAUGGAUUGGUUGGAUGCAGAGUUGUAUCUCCACGGCUUCUUUGGCGGUUUUGGUUAAUGGCUCGCCAUCAGAAUUCUUUGCUAUUCAGAAAGGUCUUCGUCAAGGAGAUCCUCUAUCGCCGUUAUUGUUUAAUAUUGUGGCUAAUGGGAUGUCGUGUAUGCUCAAUCAGUUGCUUGGAGGGGAGGCACCAUGUGGGGUGGAGGUGGCACCGGGACUCCGUUUGAAUCACUUAUAG